Molecule: messenger RNA, 1061 nt
Organism: Helobdella robusta
Lineage: Eukaryota; Metazoa; Annelida; Clitellata; Rhynchobdellida; Glossiphoniidae
Exons: 5
Coding region: 73-684 (203 amino acids)
Cellular component (GO): cytoplasm
Source: RefSeq, a predicted model, not a curated record
UUUUUUGCGUACUGCAGAGUUAGACAAAAUUUUUGAAUUUAGUAUUUGAUCUGUGUCGAACAGAAUGUAAUAAUGAUAAUGAAUCGUGGUUUGGGUAAAUUGACCCCAAAGGGCAGUGCCCUGUUGUUGUGUGACAUGCAGGAAAAGUUUCGCAACAUAAUUUCAUAUGGACCUGCGGUCAUCAAGGUCGUUCAAAGGAUGCUGACCUUUGCAGAUCAAUUGGAGAUUCCCGUCCUUGUCACUGAACAUUACCCCAAAGGAUUAGGUAACACCAUGAAAGAGCUUAAUGUCAGCAAGUACAAAAUAUUCACCAAGACUCAAUUCUCAAUGUUGGUUCCUGAUGUUGAGAAGCAUUUACAAUCAUUGUCAGUGAAAUCAGCAGUUAUCUGUGGAAUUGAGUCACAUGCAUGCGUGUUACAGACAGUUCUUGAUCUGAUUGAGAAACGGUAUGAGGUGCAUGUUGUUGUGGAUGCUGUUACAUCUCGAUCCAUGGUUGACAGGAUGUACUCUCUGAAGAGAAUGAGCGAAGCAGGAGCAUUCCUGACGACGAGCGAGAGCCUCUUCUUCCUGUGGUGUCGUGACGCCCUCCAUCCCAAAUUCAAGGUCUUGCAAAAGGUCAUCAUGACUCCUGCCCCUGAUAGCGGAUUGCUUUCUAGACUGCCUUAUUUUCCUCAGAAAGAAUGAUGUGUUGUUAUGGUUUCAUGUUUCGUAAUGGGAUGUGUUGUGAUGUUUUGGGAUGAUGGGAUGUGAUUAGUUUGAUUUUUUUUGAUGGAUUGGUAAUUUUGGUUGGUGGUUGCAAAGCGCUGAACUUUGUUCAUUUUUUGUUUAAUUAUGUAAUAGUGUAUUAUUCUGAUUAAUUUUUUCUAAUACGGUGUUUUUUAUCCUAAUCCAAUUUUACGUUUUUAGUUUUUAUGAACAUUAAAAAGUAUGUAUAGACUCUAUGUAUAUAAUGCGUCCAUUUACAAAUUCUUUCAUUUGAACUCUGCGAAAAUUUUAUCUCAUCUUGUUAUCAAAAACUUCAAAAAACUUUGGAAUUAAAUUGAAAAUAAACAUAUUUUUUU